AUGGCGAGCAUCAAGGCCUCAUUGAAGGCUAUUAACGAUGCUAUUCGCCAACAGAAAUGGGACGACGCCUUGACACAGGCCGAAAAUGUCAUUAGUAGAGAUGCAAAUUCCUACCAAGCCUACGUAUUCAAGGCAUUCGCCUUAGAUAAGAAGAACCAGCCAGAACUAGCCGAAGAUGCGUAUAAGACAGCUAUUAGCAUUCGAUCCGAUGCUCAAGCAUGGCAAGGCUUAGUCAAGAUUUACGAGAAGCAAGGACCAAAAGCUAUCCAAAAGUACCAAAAGGCUGCUCUUAAGCUUGCUGAGAUCUUUAGAGAUGCCAAUGAGAUGUACAAGUGUCAAGAUGUUAUUGACAAGUUCAUCGACUUCGCCCGUACCCGUGGUGAUCGGACUCAAUACAUUCAAGCCCUUCGUCUCAUACUUCCUAAUAGUCCCAUCUAUCCCGCUCUCGAGGGUCGUGUUCCUCAUCCCGCCAAAACUUACGAAACGAUAGCUCAAAUCUUAGAGGUCGAUGAAAAGAAACGGAUCAAUACGCUCAUUGGCGAACGGCGUACGAGAUUAGGCGCCAAAAUCAGCGAGGUGACCGUUGAGGUUAAUCGUGAAGUACUAUGUCAGAGCGAGCUAGGCGAAAUCUACGAGCAGCUCAUCCUCUGGAUUCAAGAUGAUGAUGUUAGGCGUCAGUACGAGGAAAAGUUACUCCAAUUUCGAUAUGACCGCCUUCUAGUUACUGCGCCACCAAACAAAGCUAGCGAGCUCCAAGUUGUGCAGAAAUUAGCAAACGAUAUGGUUAUCAUCAAACACCCCUUCAAGCUCGCAUGGGAUAUCGCAAUUGAGUGGCGGGACCAUAAAGAGAUCAAGGAUUGGGACGUCAAUGUGCUCAAUGAAUACUGUUCCUUUUUUCCUAAUUCUGACCUCUAUCGUGUCUUAACUGGGUUUAUGACAAGCGACUUAUCUCCUUUCCCGAAAAAAGAGCCAGAAGCUCCAGCUACUGUACCUACAUCCGAGGCCGAUGAUGAAAGCGAAGACGAUGAAGACGGCGGCGCGCCAACAUCGGUGGUCCCUUACACUGAUGAAGAUAGACUCUUGAUGAUGUCAGAAGGGAUUUCAACUACCAAUUCUUUACUCGCUCACAGAUUGAUGGGGGAGUACUAUCAGCACUUAGAAGAACAUGAAAGCAACGUUGAGCUCAUGAGAAAGGCUAUGAAAAUCAUGAUCACAGAAACCGAAAAGACCGGGAAGAUUUUUACGAACGCUAAUCAAUCUUUCAUGCUCUAUUUAGGCACUGCGUUAGUAUUUUAUCAGUCUCCCAGAAACCACGGCGAAGCAAAGUUCCUUUUCGAUAAGGUACUCGAGGUAGAUCCUACGUCAACUUCUGCUAUGAUUGGUGUUGGUCUUAUCUACGAAGAAGAGGAGGAGUACGAUCAAGCAAUUGAGUUCUUAGAACGCGCACUCAAGGGUGACAGUGCCAAUCUCCGUGUACGUGCAGAGGUUGGCUGGCUAUUUUCACUGAAGGGCGACUAUACACGUGGCAAGGCAGAGCUCGAAUCUCUCCUACCACUCAUGACGCGUGCUUCGGUUUCGAAAGAUUUGUUAGCCCAGACGCAAUAUCGUUUAGGUUGCUGUAUUUGGAAUCUCGACACCUCGAAAGCUGCUAGGAAGAACCGCAACGGCGCGUAUGCGUACUUUUUAGAUGCGCUAAGGAGCAAUUUCAGUUAUGCACCGGCAUACGGUAGUCUCGGGAUCUACUAUGAAGAUUAUGCGAAAGAUAAGAAGAGGGCCCGAAGAUGUUUUCUCAAAGCCGUAGAGCUUUCUUCCGCAGAAGUCGAGUCUGCCGAGAGGUUGGCACGGUCGUUUGCCGACGACGGAGACUGGGAUCGGGUUGAGUUAGUGGCGCAGCGAGUAGUAGAUUCAGGCAGAGUCAGACCACCUCCUGGAUCAAAGAAGAAAGGAAUCAGCUGGCCUCUUUCUGCAUUAGGGGUCGCGGAACUAAAUAAGCAAGAUUAUUCCAAGGCUAUCGUUUCAUUUCAACAUGCUUUGCGGAUAGCACCCGAAGAUUACCAUUCGUGGGUCGGUCUAGGGGAGAGUUAUCAUAGCUCCGGAAGAUAUAUCGCCGCAACAAAAGCAAUUCAGACUGCGCAGAAACUGGAAGAGAAGAUGGAUCACGGUAAGAUCGGCGACACUUGGUUUACCAAGUAUAUGCUGGCUAAUGUCAAGCGUGAACUUGGUGAAUUCGACGAAGCCAUCGCCUUGUACCAUGGGGUUAUUUCAACCCGACCAGAAGAGGAAGGCGUCGCAAUAGCUAUGAUGCAGACCAUGGUCGAAAAUGCUUUAGAUUGCGUCGAGAAAGGUAUAUUUGGUAAAUCAAUCGAACUAGCGACCGAUACUUUGACUUUUGCGCUCACUGUGCCUACAAAGAUCACCAGCACGUUUAAUUUCUGGAAGGUGGUUGGCGAUUCAUGUUCCAUUUUUGCUUCUGUCCAGAGUCGAUUACAUGAUUUUCCGACUGACAACGUCCGGAAACUACUUGACCUUGGUGCAGGAGACAAGUCUGCGUACGCGAUACUGCAAGAUGCCGAUAACGUGGGCAAAGAAGUUAUUUUUGCUGAAGGCAUCUUUCCAGAUGAUGAGCAGCUUGGGGUAGAUCUUACGCGAUGUCUGCAUGCCACCAUCUUAGCCCACAAGCGAGCAAUUCAUGAGUCGGCCAACGAUAUUCACGCUCAAGCGGUUGCAUAUUACAACUUGGGCUGGGCCGAAAACCGUGCACACCUUUGCCUCCCUUCGCAUCUCCGAGUUCAGUCCAGUAGAUACCAGAAAGCUGCUGUCCGGUGCUUUAAACGUGCAAUUGAGCUAGAGGCUGGGAAUCCGGAAUUCUGGAACUCACUAGGUGUUGUCACGAGCGAGAUAAAUCCAUCCGUGGCGCAGCAUGCAUUUGUCCGGAGCCUGUUCCUUAAUGAAAGAAGCCCGCAUGCAUGGUCGAAUCUUGGCACUCUUGCACUACUCCAGAAUGACAUUCAACUCGCCAAUGAAGCCUUUACGCGAGCACAGUCUAAUGACCCCGAUUAUGCCCAUGCCUGGCUGGGUCAAGGCUUUGUCGCCCUUCUUUACGGUGAUCCUAAAGAAGCUCGCAGUUUAUUCACCCAUGCAAUGGAUAUUUCUGAGUCGUCUUCACUAUUAACCAGACGCCAAUACCCAAUGUCUCUAUUCGACUAUAUACUCACAAGUCCGUCAGAUUUAAGUGUUUCGUCUCUAAUCCAACCACUAUUUGCACUCACCCAAUUGCGUCGUCUCAAUCCUCAAGAUCUUUCGUAUCAGCAUCUAUCGACGCUAUACCAAGAGCGAACGAACGACAGCCUCAGAGCAAUAGACACUCUCGAGAAGGCGUGCGAGAAAUUGGAGAUGAGUUACGAAGCCACCGAGUCCGCAGAGUCGCUCGGGCGGUUUGCCCUAGCCAAAACGGACCUGGCUCGAUCUUAUCUCUCGGCUGCUCGAUACGCAGAAGCUAUUGACUGCGGUGAAAUGGCUUUGCAAUUAAGCAGCGAUGAGUCCGCAAACGAACUAACAGCCGAACAACGCAGAAAAGCUAGAUUAUCAGCACACUUGACGGUGGGUUUAGCAGAGUAUUUCUCCAAGAACAUUGAUGCAGCCGUGUCGUAUUUUGAAACAGCAUUAAGUGAAUCCAACGGCAAUCCAGAUGCAGUUUGCGUUCUAGCUCAAAUGCUAUGGGCUACGGGUACGGAACAUGGUCGAGAAAGAGCCCGCACCAUUCUAUUUGAUGUGAUAGAGAAGGACUUAAGCCACGUACAAUCCGUGCUUCUUCUAGGUAUCAUAGCAUUACUUGAUGAAGAUGAGGAGUCUCUGGACGCCGUUGUCUCGGAACUUCAAACACUCCGUACCAAUGAUAAAGUUACUGAUACAGAGCAUUCCCAAAUUGGAGAAGUAUUCCGCGCCGUAGCCGCCCUAUCGCAGAACAGCACAGGGGACGAUAUUCUUACUCAGCUUCAAAACGACGUUAUGUUAUACCCGCACCUCCCACAUGGAUGGUCGAGGUUAGCCGAGGUUAGCGGGGAAGAAUAUCCAGCAGAUAUGGCCUUGAACGUGGCAUUGAAGGCUAUGCCGCCGAGGGGAGAACUAGGUGCUAUAGAUCUUGCCGAUGCAUAUGCCGGAACUGGCAAGGCUUCCGAUGCUCAGACGGCGAUCUUCGUAGCUCCUUGGAACUGCAGUGGCUGGGAGUCUCUGAGUAGUGCAGUUAACUGCUGA
Daldinia childiae is the source of this 4254-nucleotide messenger RNA. RefSeq names its product Superkiller protein 3. Lineage: Eukaryota; Fungi; Ascomycota; Sordariomycetes; Xylariales; Hypoxylaceae. The record is from RefSeq and is a predicted model, not a curated record. The transcript is spliced from 2 exons. Bases 1 to 4254 code for a protein of 1417 amino acids. Gene Ontology annotation, molecular function: protein binding. Gene Ontology annotation, cellular component: Ski complex.